Callorhinchus milii (elephant shark) is the source of this 8758-nucleotide messenger RNA. Its product is annotated as poly [ADP-ribose] polymerase tankyrase-1. Bases 1 to 3636 code for a protein of 1211 amino acids. The record is from RefSeq and is a predicted model, not a curated record. NCBI's taxonomy places the organism in Eukaryota, Metazoa, Chordata, Chondrichthyes, Chimaeriformes, Callorhinchidae. The transcript is spliced from 28 exons. Gene Ontology annotation, molecular function: NAD+ poly-ADP-ribosyltransferase activity; protein binding.
AUGGCGGCGCGGCGCGGGCAGCUCUCUCCCGCCGCUCUCGACUCCAACGGCGGCCCGGCCUCCGGCUCCGACAGGCCCGACUCCCCGGGAUUCACGGCCGCUAUCAGCAGCGCCAGCCCGUCUGGGGCGGGGGGCCCCGGGGGGGACUCGGGCCGCGAGCUGUUCGAGGCCUGCAGGAACGGCGACGUUUCCCGGGUCAAGAGACUCGUCGACUCGGGUAACGUGAACGCCAAGGACAUGGCCGGCAGGAAGUCCACGCCGCUCCACUUCGCCGCAGGCUUUGGCCGAAAGGAUGUUGUGGAACAUCUCUUACAAAAUGGUGCAAAUGUUCAUGCACGUGAUGAUGGAGGAUUAAUUCCACUGCACAAUGCUUGCUCAUUUGGACACGCCGAGGUGGUCAGUUUGUUGCUGUGUCAUGGGGCAGAUUCAAAUGCCAGGGAUAAUUGGAAUUAUACUCCUCUCCACGAGGCAGCAAUCAAAGGAAAGAUUGAUGUUUGCAUUGUUCUUCUGCAGCAUGGAGCUGAUCCCAACAUUCGGAAUACAGAUGGGAAGACUGCUCAAGACUUAGCUGAUCCUUCUGCAAAAGCUGUGCUUACAGGUGAAUACAAGAAAGAUGAACUCCUUGAAGCAGCUAGGAGUGGUAAUGAAGAAAAACUCAUGGCAUUGCUUACUCCACUAAACGUGAACUGUCAUGCAAGUGAUGGAAGAAAGACUGCAGAACCUCACCCCAUCAGUCUACGAUGUAGAAAUGGAAAUAUGUCUACUCCUCUUCACCUGGCAGCUGGGUAUAACCGUGUCCGGAUUGUUCAGCUUCUUCUCCAGCAUGGUGCUGAUGUACACGCUAAGGACAAAGGUGGUCUUGUGCCUCUUCAUAAUGCUUGCUCAUAUGGUCAUUACGAGGUCACCGAAUUGUUGCUUAAGCAUGGAGCCUGUGUAAAUGCAAUGGAUCUUUGGCAAUUCACACCACUUCAUGAGGCUGCAUCUAAGAAUAGAGUCGAAGUCUGUUCACUUUUAUUGAGCCAUGGUGCAGAUCCAACUCUAGUCAACUGCCAUGGUAAGAGUGCUGUGGAUAUGGCACCCACCCCAGAACUAAAAGAAAGACUUGCUUAUGAGUAUAAAGGUCAUACUUUACUACAAGCAGCCAGAGAAGCAGAUGUGGCAAAAGUGAAGAAGAGCCUUGCUUUAGAGAUAAUAAAUUUCAAGCAUCCACAAACGCAUGAAACCCCACUGCACUGUGCUGUGGCUUCUCAGCACCCUAAACGUAAACAGGUGACAGAACUGCUUUUGAGAAAAGGAGCAAAUGUCAAUGAAAAGAACAAAGAUUUUCUCACACCUCUACACACAGCAGCAGAAAGAGCACACAAUGAUGUUGUAGAAGUUCUUCACAAACAUGCAGCUAAGAUGAAUGCUUUGGACACCCUUGGCCAAACGGCUCUGCACAGAGCAUCACAUGGUGGUCAUCUACAGACAUGUCGCCUCUUGUUAAGUUAUGGAAGUGACCCCUCCAUUGUCUCGCUUCAAGGUUUUACAGCAGCACAAAUGGGAAAUGAAUCUGUUCAGCAGAUACUGAAUGAAAACGUUCCUUUACGCAACUCGGAUAUUGAUUAUCGACUUCUGGAGGCAGCAAAAGCUGGUGAUCUGGAAACUGUAAAGCAAUUGUGCACAACACAAAAUGUGAAUUGCAGAGACUUGGAAGGACGUCACUCUACCCCACUGCACUUUGCUGCAGGUUACAAUCGAGUGGCUGUGGUAGAGUAUCUACUCCAUCAUGGAGCUGAUGUGCAUGCCAAAGACAAGGGAGGCUUGGUGCCCUUGCAUAAUGCUUGCUCGUAUGGACAUUAUGAAGUGGCAGAACUGUUGGUGAGACAUGGUGCCUCAGUAAAUGUGGCUGACCUGUGGAAGUUCACUCCACUUCACGAAGCAGCAGCCAAAGGCAAAUAUGAAAUAUGCAAAUUACUUUUAAAGCAUGGAGCUGACCCAACCAAGAAGAACCGAGAUGGGAACACACCUUUGGAUCUUGUGAAAGAAGGGGACACAGACAUCCAGGACUUGCUGCGUGGAGAUGCAGCUCUACUGGAUGCUGCUAAGAAAGGCUGUUUAGCGAGAGUCCAGAAGUUAUGUACCCCAGAGAAUAUUAAUUGUAGAGAUACUCAAGGAAGGAACUCAACACCUCUCCAUCUAGCAGCUGGCUAUAAUAACCUUGAAGUGGCUGACUAUCUUCUGGAGCAUGGUGCAGAUGUUAAUGCACAGGACAAAGGAGGCCUUAUUCCUCUUCAUAAUGCAGCUUCCUAUGGGCAUGUGGAUAUCGCAGCACUUCUUAUUAAGUAUAACACUUGUGUGAAUGCUACUGAUAAAUGGGCCUUCACUCCAUUGCAUGAAGCAGCACAAAAGGGAAGGACCCAGCUCUGUGCACUGCUGCUGGCCCAUGGAGCAGAUCCUACUAUGAAGAAUCAGGAAGCCCAAACUCCUUUAGAUUUGGCUACUGCUGAUGAUAUCAGGGCCUUGUUAAUUGAUGCUAUGCCACCAGAAGCUCUUCCUACUUGCUAUAAACCCCAGGCAACUGUUGUUAGCGCAGCUGUGAUCUCUCCUGCUUCAACACCAUCCUGUUUGUCAGCUGCGAGCAGUAUAGAUAACCUGACGGGGCCACUCACAGAGUUAGCUGUUGGUGGUGCCUCAAGUGCAGCUGAUGGGGCAACUGGCACUGAGAGAAAAGAAGGGGAAGUAACCACACUUGACAUGAACAUUAAUCAAUUCCUUAAAAGUCUGGGCUUGGAACACCUGCGAGAUAUCUUUGAAAGGGAGCAGAUUACUUUGGAUGUGCUGGCAGACAUGGGUCAUGAAGAGUUGAAAGAAAUUGGAAUAAAUGCUUAUGGGCAUCGUCAUAAAUUAAUCAAGGGUGUUGAACGACUACUAGGAGGACAGCAAGGUACAAAUCCUUACUUGACCUUUCAUUGUGCCAGCCAAGGAACCAUUCUGAUUGACCUCUCACUGGAUGACAAGGAGUAUCAAUCUGUGGAAGAGGAGUUGCAGAGUACAAUCCGUGAGCACAGAGAUGGUGGGACUGCUGGUGGUGUUUUCAAUAGAUACAACAUUAUUAAGAUUCAAAAAGUAGUGAACAAGAAACUUCGGGAGCGAUUUAUUCAUCGACAAAAAGAGGUAGCAGAAGAAAAUCAUAAUCACCACAAUGAGCGGAUGCUGUUUCAUGGUUCUCCAUUCAUCAAUGCUAUUAUUUAUAAAGGAUUUGAUGAAAGACACGCAUAUAUCGGUGGGAUGUUUGGUGCAGGAAUUUACUUUGCAGAAAAUUCCUCGAAAAGUAAUCAGUAUGUGUAUGGCAUAGGCGGAGGUACUGGCUGCCCAACACACAAGGACAGGUCUUGCUACAUAUGUCACAGACAAAUGCUGUUCUGUAGAGUUACACUUGGAAAAUCAUUCCUACAAUUCAGUGCAAUGAAGAUGGCUCAUGCCCCACCAGGACAUCAUUCCGUGAUUGGGAGACCAAGUGUAAAUGGACUUGCUUAUGCAGAAUAUGUCAUCUAUAGAGGAGAGCAGGCGUAUCCGGAAUACCUCAUUACAUACCAGAUCAUGAAACCAGAGAGUCCAUCACAGCAGCUAACAACAAGCGAACAAAAGUCCUAGUCCAAGCCAAAGUCAACUUGUAUCUGAGGCUGUGUGUGAUGAAUGACUUUCCAUGUGACUGUUACAAUAUUUAUUUAUAUCACUGAAACUUUAAAAAAAAUGCUGGUGUUUAAGUUUAUAGCUCUUUUUAAGAAACAUGAUAACCAUUCCCUUUCAAAAAAUGCUUAUUAAGUGUGGAUUAGAAUGGAUUUUCUUUAUUUGCCUUGUUAUUGCUGAACCUCAUUUUUCAUUUGUGCUGGAGCUUUUGAAGUGCUGUUGGUAACAUUGUAGAACUGCUGAAAAUUCCCCGCACAGCUUCUGAGCUUGAUGAGGAUGGUUGAUCGGCCCUCACCUCUGCAGUAGAUUUGAAAUCCUGGACAGAGUUGUAAUUGGUGUAAGCAAUGAUUAUUUCUCACUGUCCAUUAUCACUAACCAUUGGAUCUCACUGCAGUGUUUGCUUCAUAACUUGUCUGAACACAUGAAAGCAUACUUUACAAGGCUUAAGUGCUAAUGUGGGUCAAUGCAUAAAAUUAUGUAAAUCAGCAAUUGAGGUACCCAGUAUAAUGGUGCAAAAUAAAUUGUUCACAACCAUUCAAAACACUAUUUAUUUGCAUGUUAAUUAACAUCUGAAACACAAGUUAAAAAUGAGCCUGAGUCCUAAUGGGGCAGAUUAAUUUGCAUGGUUAGUGAGCUUCUUCAGCAAAGUUACUGUUUGCCUGGCUUUGUAGAAUAAUUUGUUUGUCCUGAAAGUAGUUUUGGGGUUUCCACUCAAAUUUUGCACUUUUGUAUGAUAACAUUUGAUUUUUGAUUGUACAGUUCACAUGUAAAGGAAGUCUUGAUACUUAUCUUAAAAAAAACUCCAGUUCAGAGACUGUUGUGUAUCUUCGUGUUACCUUUUUAAAACAGAGUGUCCCAUUCCUCUUGCAUUGAUUGCAACAGCAUCUUUAAUGGUGUUAAAAAAGCAGUCUCAAGUUGACUAAUGUAAAAUAUCUGAUGGAAUAGCAAAGCUACUUGUGAGAAAAGCUUCGCCUGAAUACAAACAGAUGUAUUAGCUGAUGAUUGUCCUCUUUGAAACGGUGAUAUGAAAUAAUAGCUGACCUGGACUGUUGGACUUAUUUGAGACUUGUUUCGAUUUUUACGGUUCAAACAUAAUAUAGUCAGCUAGAUCCAGAAACUAUUAACGGUAUGAAUCAAAUUCUAGAAUAUCUGUAAUAAGUUGUGAAUUAUUCAGGAGGUGGAGAAUUCAGUUACAUAAACCCUGAACUGUAGUAGUUUUUUGAUGGUCCUAUAACAUUGUGAACUUUUAACACUAAUUUUCAAAAUUAUAUUCUGCAAUCCAUAAAUUUCAUAAUAACCUCAAAGUCCUGCUAAUAGUGGGGAUUUAAAAGUAAUGCUAAAACUAUGUUCAAUAUUGAGGCAAUUGGGAAGUCGUUACCGCAGAAUGUCACGAUUCAUAGAAAGGUUUAUUAAAUAUUAUUUUGCCCUUCUAAAGCCCAAACUACAAGAUAACUAAGAGUCCAAUAUAUAUAAAAGGAGUAUUUUCCUGUUUACUUACUGAACUUGUGAUGGUCAGGUGAAUUUGAACUUUUGAGGAACUUUUCAGAUCUUUCUGUGUGCUCUGGCUGUGUGCCCUUUGUUGCACGUGAUGAGAUAUGUAAUAUGGCUACAUGCACCUCCGACGUUACAGGUUAUCGAUUUCAAAAAUACUCACUCCUUAUUUAUUUGUUAUGAAAAUACUAUCCAGAUUUGUAUCCUCUGCUUUCAUCUGGAUUUUUUGCUGUUUGAAUAAUUUGUAGCUGCUGUAGUUGUGAUAGAAACACCCAUUGGAAUAACAUCUUACUAUAAGUGAAAUUAGUAAAAUCUUAGGGAUUUUUUUUCAGUGUUGCCAUAUCUUUCCCUUUUUGAAUAGAUAAAUGUAUGACCAGGUUCCAUUGAGAAUUCUGGCUGUGUAUGUGUAAAUGACAUCACCUUCUUCUGUGUUGAACUAAUGUGAUUUGUAAAUGUUGGAACACAUACAGUUUUCUGAUUUGGUAAUUCUAGCAUCACCAGUAGUUUGUAACUCUAAAAUGCAAAUGUUUAUGCAAAUACUGUCUUUGAGAGUGGAGAUGUUUGGUCCUAGUUUGAAGCAGCCUGAAAUUUUACAUUGAAUAAUUCUUCCAUAUUUACUGCUUGUGUCUGUCUAUAACAAACUGUUCUGGAAGGUUGUGUUGGUGUGAAUCAACACUUGUUUCUUUUAUUUUUGAAAAUUGCCUAACUCAAGAAACAUACACUAACCAAAUCAACCAAGUCAGGAAUAGCAUUAACCUCAGUUUGAAACACAUGCUUAAUAUGCAAAUUUCACAUAAAUAGAGCUGGUCUGGAGCAGUGUAAGAAGUUAGAAAUGCUAGUGCUGAAGUACCACCACACCACAAGGUCAUGUGGGUAUUCAUGAAUGUUUCCAGUAAAACUUAUGGGAUUUAUAACUGUGCUAUUCAUUAAUUAUUCUUAUGUGAUUGACUAUUGCUGGCAAUAAUUAUCACAAGGACAACAUUUGUGAUCUCUCGUGUUUUAACGUUGAACAGAUGUUAAGGGCAGAACGCCCCUCAUCUUUGGGAGAAUGGUUUCUCCUGUUUCUUUUAUCAGCACUACCUUGUUUACAAAUGAAAUAAGAUUUCAGUUUUACAUUCUAGCCACUGGAAAGGCCUAUCAAUUAAUUUAUUUAUUUUCCAGCCGUUAUCAAUGAAACACAAAAUCUCUCCAGGCCAGAAGGAGGGCUGACCAAUUGGGAAAAUCAAUUUUUUGGUGGGGAGAAUUUAAAAAUAAUAUAACAUUACGAAUUUCUACAUGAGAUAAUGGCUGGAGAGUGAAAAAAAAGUUAAAACCCACUCUUGUAGCUAGAAUCAAAUAAAAUCUUGUUCCUAGUAUGCUGCUGACUAAUUUGGGAAAUGAGAAACCAUCAUCUUUUUACAGAAUUCACUAAUUCUUCCUUUGUGAUGAUUAUUGCUGAUGAUACUUAUCAGGUGAUGAUAAUUAUCACAUUGAAGGGUUAUCAACCCUACAAAUUUCAGCCCUUUAUUUCAGGGAAAAGCAACUAGGCCUUAAAUUUCUUUUGUUAAAUAUUAGAAGGACUGGAUUGCAAAAAUAGGCUAUUGGACUACGAUGACACAAAACCUUUGUGUGUUAAAAGUGUUAGAGGACUUGUGUAACAACCUUCAAGCUCUUUGCUAUACAUAGGAUUUUCUGAAAAUGUCUUAUUUUUAUCUUGUUAUCCUCGACUUUGGAUCUGGAGCAGUCUGUGCAACUAACAACACUUUUACUUGAAUGAGUGGAUAGUGGAUUUACUAAACUAGAAUAUAUCUGCUCCAUUUCAGUAGCUGGAACUGAUUUUUAAAAUGUUAUCCCUAUAAACUCCUUACAGGAAAAUACUGUUAGGGUUGAAUUGACUAUACAAAGUUGUACACGUAUUAUACUAACUUUUAAUCUGGAAUUUCGUUAUUCAAAUCUUCCCUCUUCUGUUUUAUUUUUUGGCCUUAUGCAAGUAUUUCCUCUUGGUUUGAUGUUUUUCAGACGGUUAUGUUUUGUAAUUGAGCAUACACUAAUUAAAUUUUUAAUCUUGUAAGCAAGCCUUCCGAAAGCUUUAAUCAAAUUGAAAAGCAUGUCUGCAGCGUAACUGAAGGGCGUGUUGAGGAAUCAUUGUUUUAAAAACAGAACCUGUGUACGUCAUCAGAAGUAGAAAUAUAUAUCCUUACAGUUGCUUUCAUAGCAAUACUGCUGCAAAAUAACUUUUAUGACAUGAUGAACUUGUUUGCACAUUUGUUUUGCUAUUGUACUUAACUUUUCACAUUGAUACCGUACUUGGUAUGAUUUAUUUAUCCCUUUUUUUAAUCUUGCAUGGAUAAUCACAUUUAUUAGCACAAAAGAAAAUUGUUUUAGCAAAUGUUUUGCAGUAGUUUGUGUUAAUUACAAAGAUGAAUAAAUCUAGCAGAAUUUUUAAUUCCUUUAAGGAGUUGGGCUUUAGGCCAUUGCAAAUGUUGGACUAAUAUUAAAUGUUGCACAAAUCAUUUUGGUAGUGCAAUAUUACCAUCUGCUGGUUGAGAAAUUGAACUUCAGCAGUAAUUCUUGCUUUGAACUAAAUACAAAGGGAAGGGAAUAUUAUUUAUAUGAAGGAGUGUUAUGGAGCAAGCAAAUAACUUAAGCUUGUUUUCUCGAUCUUUUUCACCUUCAGAAUAUAGUGUAGAGCUGUGGAUCCAAAGUGGCCAAAUUAUCUUGAAUUUUUGAGAACUUUCUGAAAAGAUGGUUUGGGUUUGUACAGUAUGAAAGUGUUCAUGAAGGUGGUCCCGUGCACAGACUAGAUGAUAUCCAGGCACCCUCUUCCCUACCCCCGAACCAACUGCACACACACAUACAUACACACAUAUACAGCUUAGUUUAAAAAAAAGCUUGCAAUAAUGCAUUGGUUCUUUGGUAAAUUCACAUCUUUUCAUCAACAUAUAAUGCAAAAAGGCAUUCAGUCCUCAACUAAGAGUAUUCCAUGCUAAAAUGCUUAGUUUUAAGAGCCAUUGCAUUUGUUAUGCUGUUUUGAAUAAGCUUUCUUGUGCUUUGCACCACCAGACUAAGUUGUAUUUGAUCUUAUUGGUAUAUCUUAGAUUACCAUUUGCAGUAUGUUAUGGAAUGUAUUGUGUAUUGUACUUGAUGAAUCAAGUGACCUUCUGUUUUGUAUUUUACUUUGUAAUUAUGGUAUUAUUUUUAAUAUGCACAUUUGUCAAUACAAGGUGCUAAUGUUUUGCAGCACACUUGAAAUGGGUGUUGACUAAUUUAAUAUAGAUGCCAUUUACUUUUCCAGUGGCUUGAAAUUGUACGUAUAAACAAUGGAGACUGUACAUAUGUAUUUUAGUUUGUAAAUGUAUUUGGUAGUAAUAUCAGCGAAAAUAAUGUUGGAAUGUGAAUAUGUUUGCACCAACAAGAAGGAUGAGGGACUUGUAAACCCACAUGGUAAAAAUAACUAUUUUAAUUAGACUUUUGAUUUUCUUUCAUUUAACUCUGAAAAUAUUCCUAAAUUCAAAGUGUACAGCUGUGUGGAAGGUUUUACUUGUAAAGAUGUGCUGAGUCGUGACGUGUGUGGUACUGAAGUAACUGUUAAUAAACUGCAGUGAUGCCAAUCUGA